CCAGGGUAUGGGCACACUUCAGUUCAUUGGCUGGCUCAAGCAUCACUUGGACAGACGAACCUUUGAGGGCUGCGUCUGGGUGAACAAGGAGCAGCAAGUAUUUAAAAUCUUAUGGCCUCGUGCAGACAAGAAUCUGACCCCAGACAAAUUGGGUGUCAUGUUUAAGUGGUGGACACAUAAGUUUGGCAAUACAAGAAAUCACAAUCAACCGACUGCCAUCAAAGGAAACUUCAGAUCUUGUCUGAACAGUAAGGUUCAAAGCAAAGAAAUAAAGAAGCUGAAGAACAUGGACGAUAGGAGUGAUGCUGACGAUUGGAAAGUCUUCCAGUUUACAGAGAACUUGAAGGAUAACAGGAAUACUUCGGGUUACACCAAACGUCGACAGAACAAGCACUCGAUGGUACCUGAACCAAAUGACAGUGACCUAGACAAGGAUAAAGACACAGCCCCCUAUGAUCCCGGAGAGUUUUUUGCAGAUGACUCGAUCAGAGCGGAGCAUGACGAUGUGAAGCAGAAAACUAGGCCUUGGGUUGUUACUCUCACGGCAUACGCUAAACAGAGAACAAAGCUAUGGGAAUAUACCUACAACUUCGCAAGAGAGGAUAUGGGAACCAGGAAAGUUCACGUUUAUGUGAAAGGAGAACCAAGGAAGACUAAAAUUUUGCCGAUGUAUUUCAAAAAGUACAUCCCGUCACUGGAUUUCAAUACUGUAAAUAACGACAGCUCUAUAGACCCAAACUCUCAUGAAUUUCUGAAGAAAGAAUUCUCUGAUGCAACUAACCCUCAGAAGGUUUUCACACUGCAAGAUACAUUUUGUCCUGGGUUUAUAUUCGAGGUGGACAGAAGUUUCAACAUCUUUAUAACCAGGCUGAGUCAGUCGAGAUUGUAUUUCGGGCAUCACGGCGAGCAGAACCAAUGGCAGAAGUUAGAGAAAGUAAAGAAUGAUCAGAGUUAUAACGAGACAGAGGAACACAAGGAUGGGGUCAAACAGAUGGUAUUUUCUUACAAGAAGUUCCUGCACAGUGCCAAAGUUUACGAUACGUGGCUUCAACACGGCAAGCCGGCUAUGGACCUGAUAGACUACAGGGUGCUGAUGCCUGUAGACACUACCCCCAGAAUGGGGAUGGGUUGUGACGGCGACUGUAACUUCUACUUCGAGAUAGAGCACCAUCCAGCAAAAAAUAUCUUCCAGACUAUAAGGCGACGAGAAGAGGGAAAGGGAAACCAAAUCUUUAUAAGCGAGGACCCGUUCGCGGACGACUUUGCUAACCUGGCACUGCAAGAUGAACCUAAACAAAGCCCCGCUGAGUACGUGCCGGACCCGUGUGAAUUACCCCCCGGUGUGGUUAUAAAAACCCAGCCUGUAGCACCGCCUCCCUACAACGAGUCCCAAGUGUACGUGAACACCCACGCUGGUCAGUACGGACCAGGUCCGUUCGAUAAUCCGGGACCUAACGUGUGGUCACCGCACCAGCAGCAACAGUUCAACAUCACACCACAGCAGUUUUCUAGCUCUGUUCCUCACCAACAGAGGGUACCUCAGCCCGAUAUAGAGCAGUUAAUGCAAGAUAAAUUAACCGCAGAAGGGCACUACCACGCCGGUCACCUGCCUGCCUCCCCAAUGCAAGCCCAGGGGACUGACCAGUACCCAGGGGGUUACGGACACCAGCAGUUCAUGCAGGAGAUGGACCAGAGUGGCGUUCAGAGCUGUGAGAGCAGCUGGAGUGAGACUGGCAGUGAUUUUACUGUCACUAAUCCGCACAGUCCUUAUAUGGCGGACAUUUCGUGCGAUCAAGAUUUCUGCCUUCGAACGCCGGACUGCCUUUGCUUGAGCUGUUUGACCAGACGAGGAGGGCUUUAGAUGUUCCGGAUAAUAUCUCUGGUAUCUGGAUAAUAUCUCUGGUAUUCUGGAUUAUAAUACAUCUUUGUGUCUUUGAUAAUAUUCAUGAUAUUAUCUCAGAUUACGUCACUGAUUAUACCUCUAAUUAUACCUGUUUAAUGUUUAUGGACCAAUUACAAAAAGUAUAAGUUUUUGGUUUCUUCAGAGUACAUCAUAAACUAUUAUAUAUAUUCCGAAUCGUUUCAAUUAUUUUACCCCCUUUCGUAAUGAGUUUUACACGUCAUAUUAGACGUAAUCAUUUAGAACCCCCUCCCUCCCCCUUGGCUUUACUUAUUAAUGUGUGAACAACCCCUCAUACUGCAGGGUUCAUGGCUAGCAGCUCAGCCGAGAAGCUAACUUUAGCAUUAAUUAUCGAUGUUAUAGAUGUGGAUUCUGGAGUUUGAUUAAAGGCUGAUAAUUGGUUAAUUGCUCUUACGCACCAGAAUCCACCAGCCACCUGAUCAUGCAAUCCUGUUUUUGAAUUGUGGUGGGAACAUCACAUUACUGAUCUUGGAACUGUGAUAUUACCACAGUUAGUAUUAUUAAGAUAUGUAAUUAUAUAUAUUAUUAACCAGCAGCAGUUUGAAUUUUAAAUGUCAGUGUUUGUGAAUCCGAGCCCUUCCCACUCUUUGAAUAAUAAAAUUAUCUCCUCUAGUCUUAUAAUAUCUUGUUGUUACGUUAAGGUAGUGUUUAAUCUAAAUUAUCCUCUUUCGUUGUUAUACAAAUGGUACACAUUGAUGAUUAUAACUAGUUGUGUUGCAACAUUUGAACCAAUCAGAGGGCUGGCUCAGUGCCACGUGAUGCUGGCUCAGUGCCACGUGAUGCUGGCUCAGUGCCACGUGUUACUGGCUCAGUGCCACGUGAUCAGAUUAUAUGCAGUUUUGUGCACUGAGGCACAGAGGUAAUCACUAGUAAUCACUGGAGUGAGGUUUUGCAGCUCUGUUUCAGCCGAGAUGUUAGCUGGGUAGUAACAAUGAUAAAUUUGUUUGAGUUAUUUUAAAUUUAUUACACGACUGUUAGUAUUAAUGAGCACUGCAGACUGAACUAUUGGCUGGCAGACUUGAGGGGACCACGUGUGAUCUGUCGCUGAAACAAUUGACCGAGUAAGGAGUUUUUAGAGUUUUUAGUUGAGUUUUGUGGUGUUUAAAGUGUUCGAAUAGUCGUGUGAUUUAACUUAUAGGGGACCGUGUUACGACAGCGAAAUGACCAAUUUCUGUGAAAAAUUUUAAACAAUUAGUUACAUUUUUAUUUAUUUUCGAUGAAAUGACUGUUUCAAUAAAAGGUUCAUUUUGCCGUCAAAGCAGGGUUAAGUUCAUCCAAACGGCUUUCAGUUUUAAAGAUUGUUAGUCUUUUGUCUGUAUCUUUGAUCUUAUCCCUAUUAAUGGGACGUUUUAGAACUUAAUCGUUCACAUUACACAGCUUUUAAAGUUAUUAAUGAACACUCAGAAAUCGCACACAUAUUACUUUAUUUUUUAAUUUAUUCGUGUAGAUCAUUCAUAUCUCAUGAUCUCAACAACUAUUUUUAAAAGAAAAACAUACAUUCUUUUAAGAUGCCAAAACUGUUCUAUUUUUGUAACCAUUUCAGUUUCCUCUACUGUUAGGUCAGGAUAUUAUGUCCACCAAACUUUAAAAGUUUUAAUUCUCUCUUGUA
Molecule: messenger RNA, 3530 nt
Organism: Bolinopsis microptera
Lineage: Eukaryota; Metazoa; Ctenophora; Tentaculata; Lobata; Bolinopsidae
Exons: 13
Coding region: 8-1861 (617 amino acids)
Molecular function (GO): transcription cis-regulatory region binding
Source: RefSeq, a predicted model, not a curated record